This is a messenger RNA of Emericellopsis cladophorae, 588 nucleotides long. RefSeq lists its product as uncharacterized. Bases 1 to 588 code for a protein of 195 amino acids. The transcript has 2 exons. Lineage: Eukaryota; Fungi; Ascomycota; Sordariomycetes; Hypocreales; Bionectriaceae. The record is from RefSeq and is a predicted model, not a curated record. Gene Ontology annotation, molecular function: acyltransferase activity, transferring groups other than amino-acyl groups.
AUGGGUCUCCGCGCCAGCAAGAUAGCAGCACCGCAGCCCGAGGGCGCGCCUCGCUUCUGGUACCGCGACAACUUCUUCGUCACGACGGACAAGUCGUAUCUUCGAGCCGACGAUGUGAACAAGGUCUUUGCCUCCGAUCUCAUGUGGUGGAACGAGGCCAUCGAGCCAGCACAGAUGGACAAGAUGCUCAAGAACUGCUUGACGCUCAGCAUCUGGUGGGUGCCAGAAACAGCAGAAGACAUGCAAAAACACGGGCCCCCUCGACGAAAAGCAGGCAAGGAUUUGAAGUUUGCUGGCUUCGCGCGCCUCGUCACCGACUAUGUCAGCUUCGCGUACCUGACCGACGUCUUCAUUCUGCCCGACUUUCAGCGCAGGGGUCUCGCCUCGUGGAUGAUGCGCAGCGUCAAGGAGAUGGUAGAUGAGUGGCCGGAUCUGCGGGGCCUGAUGCUCAUGACCCACGACCAGCCCGCGGCCGACAUGUACAAGAAGACGCUGGGGGCCGUCGAUUUCGAAAAGGGGCCGUCGGCGGGGCUGACAAUGUUGGAAAUGGCGGGGCGCGCCGAAAAGGGCCUCCCUGAGGAUCAUUGA